This is a messenger RNA of Parascedosporium putredinis, 468 nucleotides long. NCBI's taxonomy places the organism in Eukaryota, Fungi, Ascomycota, Sordariomycetes, Microascales, Microascaceae. The record is from the annotation of a GenBank genome assembly.
AUGGACGCCUCGAAAGCCCCCGUAAAGCUCGUCAAGGUCACCCGAGUCCUCGGCCGUACCGGUUCUCGUGGUGGUGUUACCCAGGUUCGCGUCGAGUUCAUGGACGACCCUACCCGAUCCAUUAUCCGAAACGUCAAGGGACCCGUCCGUGAGGACGACAUCCUCUGCCUCCUCGAGUCCGAACGCGAGCAAUAUGGCCAACUCUUCAUGUUGCGAAGGCCUGUAAGGACCCCGAACUUCGGAGCCUGGUCCUUCCACGUUCGACGCGACGCCGCAUGUUCUGAACCAAACCUCAUGGCCCCCAAUGGCCAUUUCAGCGUGCUCUAUUUUGCCGCCGUCAGCUCCUUCACCUCGAAGGAAUCCGAGUUCCUGCCCGCCCCGCUGCCGGCUACCCAGCUCUUCGACGUGCUCGAGGAGAGGUAUCCCGGCAUCAAGGGAAGCUCCUCGGAUCCUGCCUCGUCACCGUGA